GUGUGAGCACCCCCAGGGCCGCGCAGCGUAGCAAUUGGUGCUGAUCAGGGGACAUCUACACUGAUUAUCAGGGCACUGGUGAUCAGUGCCCUGAUGAUCAGUAUCAGUGUAGCCCCAUCAAUGCCACCUGUCAGUGCCCAGCAAUGCCACUUAUCAGUGCCUACCAGUGCACAUCAAUGCCACAUAUCAGUGCCCAUCUGAGCUGCCUUUCAGUGCCAACUAUCAGUGCCAGUCAGUGCUGCCUAUCAGUGCCACCUAUCAAUGCCAGUCAGUGCCGCCUAUCAGUGCCAGUCAGUGCCGCCUAUCAUGGCCGCCUAUCAGUG
Molecule: messenger RNA, 323 nt
Organism: Staurois parvus
Lineage: Eukaryota; Metazoa; Chordata; Amphibia; Anura; Ranidae
Source: the annotation of a GenBank genome assembly